Rhea pennata is the source of this 1754-nucleotide messenger RNA. It is a transcript of the gene MOK, whose product is annotated as MOK protein kinase. The record is from RefSeq and is a predicted model, not a curated record. Gene Ontology annotation, cellular component: nucleus; cytoplasm. The transcript is spliced from 11 exons. NCBI's taxonomy places the organism in Eukaryota, Metazoa, Chordata, Aves, Rheiformes, Rheidae. Gene Ontology annotation, molecular function: ATP binding; protein serine/threonine kinase activity. Gene Ontology annotation, biological process: intracellular signal transduction; protein phosphorylation.
AGGAACACAACAUGGCGGGCUGAGGGGCUCGGCCCGGAGGCGCUAGGGAGAGGCUCGGCUGCUUUCUCGCCCGCCUCGAGGGACCUGCAGGCGAGCGGAGGAUGAACAAAUAUAGAACAAUUGGUAAGAUAGGAGAGGGAACAUUUUCUGAUGUUCUGAAGAUGCUGAGUCUUAGGGAUGGAAAAUACUAUGCCUGUAAACACAUGAAACAACAUUUUGAAAGUAUUGAACAAGUGAAUAAUCUGAGAGAAAUACAAGCACUAAGGCGGCUGAAUCCACAUCCUAAUAUCCUUACGUUACAUGAAGUUGUUUUUGACAAAAAAGCUGGCUCCCUUUCACUGAUAUGUGAACUUAUGGACAUGAAUAUUUAUGAGCUGAUAAGAGGAAGGAGAAAGCCAUUACCUGAAAAAAAGAUAAUAAGCUACAUGUAUCAGUUAUGCAAAUCUCUUGAUCACAUACACAGAAAUGGAGUAUUUCACAGAGAUGUGAAACCAGAAAACAUAUUAAUAAAGCACAGUAUCCUCAAAUUAGGAGACUUUGGAUCUUGUAGGAGUAUAUAUUCUAAGCAGCCAUAUACAGAAUAUAUAUCCACACGCUGGUACCGAGCACCUGAAUGCUUACUUACAGAUGGCUACUAUAGUUACAAAAUGGAUAUGUGGAGUGCUGGCUGUGUUUUCUAUGAAAUCACAAGUUUACAGCCUCUCUUUCCUGGAUCUAAUGAACUGGACCAAAUAUCAAAAAUCCAUGACAUUAUAGGUACUCCUGCUAACAAAACUCUCACUAAGUUCAAGCAGUCAAGAAUUAUAAGUUUUGAUUUUCCCUUUAAAAAAGGAACAGGGAUACCUCCUCUUGUGCACAAUUUGUCUCCCAAAGGCUUCUCUCUCCUGUAUGCAAUGAUAAAAUAUGAUCCUGAUGAGAGAAUUGCUGCCCAUCAAGCAUUACAACAUCCUUAUUUUCAAGAACUCUGGGCAGCUGAUAAGCGAGCUUUGGCCAUGCACAAAAAAGUAAGAUUACCAAGAAAUACUGAAGGGCAAGAACCUCUGCAUUUGUGGCAAAUUCCAAAGGAAAGGCAAAGACAGCAUUCUCUUAAGAAAAUCCACAAAAAACCAGAAUGACAUUCUAGGCCUCCCUGUGCAGAUUUACCAAAAUUAAAUCUUUCUGGAGUAGCCAAAUUGACUUCCUAUCCUACACCCACAUUGCAUUCAGUUUUUACUGCACCUACAAAAAGUGAGGAAACCCCUACGUUACGAUCUGUUACAUUUAUUGGCUCAAAUAACAACAUACAGACUCUUAACUUACUCAUUAAAAAAAUACAGUAAAACGUGUUUCAAAGAAAACAUUUAAAACUUCUAUAAUUUCUUCAACAGUCUGAGAAACAGAAGGACCUUAAGCCUUCUCUGAAACAUUCCCACUUACCUGCUAUACAACGAAGAGGAGGAGGUUACUGACCACCUUGUCCAGUAUUUGGAGUGUGAGAAAAAGCAUGAGCAUGCAGUGAAACAGACCCAACCAUGCUUUCAUUGUUAGAGGUCUAACAAGAACUGUGCCUUAUUUUGUGUUACUCUAAUAAUUCAUAGGAGAAAUUCCACAAGGUUAUGAAGUUCUGCUUACCUAGAAUUUUGGUAUUCCAUUCCUGAAGACUAGCAAUAAUUAAUUAAAGCAUUGUUUUGGCAGAGCUCAGAAUGCAGCUCUUUAUAUUGAGCUAAUUUUUCCUAUUGGAACCUGAUGGAGAAAGGGGUUGAUUAAAAAUAACA